GUGAUUAUGGCGAGCAACUCUAUCCCAAACAAGAAGAGAUUGUUCGUUCUGCAAACAUUGACAAAUGCUACUAAGAUCAAUGCUCUUUAUGAAGGAAACAGCGGCCGUUUUACCCAGCUCCUUAGUCCAAGUACUCAGGAAUUUCUAGCCGUCAAGAAACUCACAAGAUCUUACCUUGGAAAAUCAGCUUCCAUUUCACAGAGAAUACAAGAACUAAAUAAUCCAGAACCUGAGGUCACCCCAUCUACUCUAAAUCCAAUACAAGUCACAGAUGUAUCUUCUUCCUCGCCACGCCUGCAUAAUUCACUAGUAAUCACGUUCUUUUCGAUCCUAAUUAUAGAACUCUUGUUACAUACAUUAUGUACACAAAAAUAGAGAAGAGGUCUCUAUGAGAUAUGAGGUUUGGCGACAAAUCUUGUAACAUUACACAGGAUAUGAGAUAUGUUUGCAUUCAGAUAAAGUUGAAUAUACAAUAUUUUUCAUUUUUGUAGUAAUUAAGGGAUGAGAGUCCUAAGAUAUAUAAACAGAAAGACAGUCUAUGCAAUAAUUAUUUUAAUUUUAUUCCUUUUGGUUAA
Pistacia vera is the source of this 575-nucleotide messenger RNA. RefSeq lists its product as uncharacterized. The transcript has 3 exons. The coding region runs from base 7 to 375 and encodes 122 amino acids. The record is from RefSeq and is a predicted model, not a curated record. Lineage: Eukaryota; Viridiplantae; Streptophyta; Magnoliopsida; Sapindales; Anacardiaceae.